Dioscorea cayenensis subsp. rotundata (Guinea yam) is the source of this 954-nucleotide messenger RNA. RefSeq names its product zinc finger CCCH domain-containing protein 14-like. Gene Ontology annotation, molecular function: mRNA binding; metal ion binding. The coding region runs from base 115 to 954 and encodes 279 amino acids. NCBI's taxonomy places the organism in Eukaryota, Viridiplantae, Streptophyta, Magnoliopsida, Dioscoreales, Dioscoreaceae. The transcript has 3 exons. The record is from RefSeq and is a predicted model, not a curated record.
CUCGAAGCUCGCUCAUCCAUGGCGGUGGAGACCUCGCCGGCAUUCUUCGAUCGGGAGCUCCCCACUAAACCCUAGGGAAUUACUUGUGAUUUGGAGCACAAAUCGCUCGCUGAGAUGGAGGGAGAGAUCACGCCGACAUCGACGACGCCGAGCUCGUGCUGCUCCUUCGAUUACCUCUUGUUCCGCGGCGAUCAGUCUUUCCAGAUCCAGAAGCGGCGGCUCCUCCGAGAGAUCGAUGAGAUGAAUUGCCGCUACGAAGAGUGCUUCCACAGCGCUCAGCUCAUGAUGGCCGAGAUCGAUCUCCUCCGCAACGAGAACCGCCGACUCGCCGCCGAGAACCUCGAGUUUCUCUUCCUCAUUGAGGAGCUGGAAGCCGCCGAGACUAAAGCAGUCUCGGAUCCCGAUCACACGCCGGAGGCCGAGAAGAAAGAAGGGGAUAAGAAUGAGAUCGAGGGCAAUGAUCAGAAACCAACGCCGCCACCGAUCUCCAUCAACGGGAAAGGUGAAUCCAGGGGAGGAACUCCAAAGAGCAUCUCGAUCCGAUCUAGCGGAUUCCUCACCGUGAAAAGCACGCCACUGAGCUCUCGUAAGGCCGGAUCCGGUGCCCGAUCCGGCUCCGGCGACGCGAAUCGAACUCAUCGCCUCCGCCUCCCAGUCUCGCCCAUCCAGGGCGGCGACGCUGAAACAGGGGAGGAAACCAGUGGAGAAGUGGAGCUCGAUGUGUUCGACCAGGGAACAGUGAAGACCGAGCUGUGCAACAAGUGGGGCGAGAUGGGCUAUUGUCCGUACGGUACACGGUGCCAAUUCGCUCAUGGGCUCGGUGAGCUUCGCCCGGUGAUCCGUCACCCUCGGUACAAGACCCAGCUCUGCCGCAUGCUCACCUCCCCGGACGGCUCCGGCUGCCCCUACGGCCACCGCUGCCACUUCCGCCACUCCCUUCCUAAAGCCCUCUGA